UUUCAGAGUACGCUGGGAGGGUUGUUCAAGUCCGCCCAGAAGGCCGUCGGAGGUGCCGCAAACACCGUUGUGCGUGAGGUCGACCGUCACGUCAGCUCGGAAAAUCUGGAAAUGUUUAAUAACGGUAACAUCGUGUCGCUGCAGUCCAGAGAAACCAGUCGUUGUUUGCAGGUCAGCAGUUGUGGGGUGCUGAGCGCCAACGGUCUUCAGCAUGACAAAUCAGGUCAUUUUAGAGUGGUGAACUGUGGCCAAAAUGUCGUCCUCCUGCAGAGUGCGAUAUAUCCGUCCUGGUACAUCGCUAACCACGGAGGAAGAAUUGUUGGAAAUGGAAGCGGUGAUCCUUCCUGCAAGUUCCGCCUCCAUGAGACCAUGAACGGUUUCAUCACUUUGGAGUCGGUAGCCUCGCCCAACCAGCACGUGGGCGUGAACGCGGACGGUGAGAUGAAACCAGCCGACCUCGUCCGUAAGGAAAACUCCGCCAUGUGGGUUCCCACCGUGGUGUGCGGACCGCAGCCCAUUGUGCAUGUGGAGCAAACCACUGUUACCAGGUCUGUCCACUCCCACUGA
Patiria miniata (bat star) is the source of this 567-nucleotide messenger RNA. RefSeq lists its product as uncharacterized. Lineage: Eukaryota; Metazoa; Echinodermata; Asteroidea; Valvatida; Asterinidae. The transcript has 5 exons. Gene Ontology annotation, molecular function: growth factor activity. The record is from RefSeq and is a predicted model, not a curated record. The annotation marks the transcript as partial.